Leptosia nina is the source of this 555-nucleotide messenger RNA. Lineage: Eukaryota; Metazoa; Arthropoda; Insecta; Lepidoptera; Pieridae. The record is from the annotation of a GenBank genome assembly.
AUGGAUAGUCCUCAAUCAGAGAUAAUCAACCCAUUACCACCAAUUUUGUGUAACAAUCCGCGACAAAAAGUCGAUCCUGAAAAGAUAUCUCUUAGAAAAAUAUGCAAAGAAAAAAACGAGGUACCCCAAACACUAGAAACCGGUGUCAAAGUGAAACCAAAUGAACCAGUGCCUUUAUAUCCAUUAGACAUAAAUUGUCUGCCAGACCACUUAUGCCUUGAAGUGGAUGAGGAAGCAGUGAUCUGUAAGUUACGGUUACAGAACCCUGGAGACCGUACCAUAUAUAUCAAGUGCUGUGGAUUUUGGGAUGAAGCAGGACGGUUAGGUGCAAGCUGGUGGUGUUACCCCCACACAAGAUUUCGUCUAGCCCCAGGUUUAACCUGCUUAUUAUAUAUCAAAGCCACACCGAAGGUCGAUCCUCCUAUACCGUAUGCGAAUGUCAGUCUUCAACUAGCAUCAGCUCAUUUAAGAGAUGACUUCGUUGCCAUUUACAUGAUUCCAAUAUUUGUAAAAUUCUCACAAUACGUUGCACCGUGCCUUAUGGCAGAAGGAUAA